AUGUUGCAUAAAAUAUUCACCCUCUUGACCAUUGUAGCUUCAGCUACUAGUGAGAACUAUAACGUGGAUUGCUCAUGGCCAAUACAUUCUAAGAAUUUGACCUGUGGCAACUUGUUGGGCGAUCGCCAAGCAGUUCAUGAAGAAUACAUGGAAGGCUGUAGGCAAAAAUGGGGUAGUAAGGGGGCUCUGCGAUGUGACUCAAACGAAGAGGAUCGAUUAGAGAUGAGCCGUCGCCAGCCUCAGAGCAUGGUCAACUACACUGAAACUGGAUUCAAGAAAAUCAAGGCCCCUGAAAAGUUGUGGAGCCUUCUCAAGAACUACUGGGAUGCUAAUAAGAACGACAAGCAUAAAGAGGAGUGGGGAAUCGGUAAUGUCUACACGAACAACUGGGCUGCUCCCACAUAUAUGGUCAGCGUUGAAGACAAAGGUCUUCGGGGCGGAGGCAGGUUUAUGAAAAACAGAAUCUGGGAGGCUGCGAGACCAACCAUUGAGGAAUGGACUGGGAUGAAACUCCAGGCAACAUCUCUUUAUGGUAUUCGUGUUUACACGGAGGGUGCCAUCUUGGCGCCUCAUGUUGAUCGUCUGCCUCUCGUCUCGUCGUGCAUCAUCAAUAUCGCUCAAGAUGUUGAGGAAGAUUGGAUUCUAGAGGUAUAUGAUAGGAACGAUAGAGCUGUUAAUGUCACAAUGGAACCAGGUGACAUGGUUCUAUACGAAAGUGGUAGUUUGGUUCAUGGUCGCCCUUUCCCUCUGAAAGGAAACUUCUACGCAAAUGUGUUUAUUCAUUUCGAACCAACUGGAGAGCACCUGCACGACUCUGAGUGGGAUACACAGGAUGACUUCUUUCCACCAUACAUUGUGCCUGACUCUCCUGAGAUUAAGAACUGGGCACGUCGGAAUCCAAGUGGAUGGAAAAAACAGGCACCUUCUGCAGCUGGGCUUUCUCGUCCAAAGGGACACGUUGCAGCGGCUAACGGUGACCUCCAAGACAUUGGACGACUUGCGAGGGAAGAUAAACAUCUUCUCCACAAGAAAGAUGAAAAUGGAUGGCAACCCAUUCACGAAGCCGCACGAGCUGGAAAUUUGGAUGUUGUAAAGCUUCUCGUCGAAAAACAUGGAGCAGACAUCAACUCCGUCACAAAUUUUGGUGACGGUAGCUCUGUGUACAACGUUGCUGUCCAAGCCUUCUCGCCUGAUCAUCCCGUGGCCAUGUACCUGAGCUCGAAAGGAGCUGUGAACAUUGGACCAGAGCUGUAA
Molecule: messenger RNA, 1254 nt
Organism: Cylindrotheca closterium
Lineage: Eukaryota; Bacillariophyta; Bacillariophyceae; Bacillariales; Bacillariaceae
Source: the annotation of a GenBank genome assembly